AUGUCGUCUCAGUGGGAGAUUCGCUUCAGCAACUCGCGUCGACUGCCGUACUUCUACGACCCUGUGACGCAGCAGUCCACAUGGGAGAUUCCAGAGGGCCAUACGGACGAGUCGAUCCGAUCGCUUCCAGGCGCACAGUACCUCGACCCUGCCAAUGCUCCGGGCGCACCCGAGAAGCCCGACAAGGUGCGCGCCAGCCAUCUGCUCAUCAAGCAUGCUGGUUCCCGAAGACCCAGCUCGUGGAAAGAGGCCAACAUCACGCGCUCGAGGGAGGAUGCGAUUGAACAGCUCAAGAAGUUUGAGCAGCAACUCAAGCAGGAUCCCGCCAAGGACAACUUUGCCUCGCUCGCCAGUGUGCACUCGGACUGCUCUUCCGCACGCGCCGGAGGUGAUCUGGGCUUCUUCCAGCGCGGCCAGAUGCAAAAGCCAUUCGAAGACGCCGCUUUCGGUCUCAAGGUGGGCGAGCUCAGCAGCAUCGUCGAUACGGACAGCGGCGUCCAUCUCAUCUACCGCACUGCCUAA
Messenger RNA from Moesziomyces aphidis, 522 nucleotides. Lineage: Eukaryota; Fungi; Basidiomycota; Ustilaginomycetes; Ustilaginales; Ustilaginaceae. The record is from the annotation of a GenBank genome assembly.